Messenger RNA from Fimicolochytrium jonesii, 1216 nucleotides. RefSeq names its product Polymerase/histidinol phosphatase-like protein. NCBI's taxonomy places the organism in Eukaryota, Fungi, Chytridiomycota, Chytridiomycetes, Spizellomycetales, Powellomycetaceae. Gene Ontology annotation, biological process: L-histidine biosynthetic process. The coding region runs from base 121 to 1032 and encodes 303 amino acids. Gene Ontology annotation, molecular function: histidinol-phosphatase activity. The record is from RefSeq and is a predicted model, not a curated record. The transcript has 3 exons. Gene Ontology annotation, cellular component: cytoplasm.
AAAUCAACUUGCCGAUCCUCUAAUCGUCAAAACCCCCAAAUACUAGCGCUUCUUCUCGGUGGGAGGAGCAUAUGUACUUCAUCGGGGUAUAGUAUAAAUCUUCAACGAAGCAGGGCAGUCAUGAUAUCCCUCCACUCGCACUCGGGGCAGUUCUGCUGCCACGCCAAAGGCACUCUAGAGGACGUCGUCCUAGCUGCCAUAGAGCGGGGGUUCACAACACUCGGAUUGUCGGAGCACGUCCCCAGGUCGCGUCAACAGGACAUAUACCCCGAUGAAGCAGGACUCACGCCCUCAGACCUGUCCCUAACUUUUGACAACUACCUGGUGGAAGCUCGACGACUGCAACAGAAAUACUCGUCAAGAAUCCCCUUGCUUGUUGGAGCAGAGACGGAGCUUAUUCACUCCACGACUUUGAAAGAACUAGACGAGCUGCAGUCACGGCACAAGCUGGACUAUCUAGUGGGAUCCGUCCACCAUGUCCAAGGCUACCCGCUAGAUUACGAUUCGGAAGGAUACGCAGUUGCGGAAGCCGCUGUCGGAGGGACCGAAGCGCUGUUUCUCGAUUACUUCAACGCUCAAUACGAACUAUUAAGUCAUGUCAAACCCGCUGUGGUUGGACACUUUGACCUCGUGAGGAUAUUCAGGCCAGACCAUGUCUUGAGCGACGAUAUCUGGGCAAAGAUCAAACGGAAUGUUUUGAAGAUUGUUGAAUACGGCGGUCUGGUGGAGAUCAACUCGCGGGCAUGGAAGAAAGGGUUGAAGGAUGCGUAUCCUCAGCGAGAUAUCUUGCGUUACAUGAUAUCUGCUGGGGCAAAAUUCACGCUGUCGGACGACAGCCAUGGACCGAACGACAUUGGAAUGUACUACGAUAGACUGUAUGCAUACGUGAAGGAGAUGGGGUUGCACGAGGUCUUCUACCUUGCGCUGGAUGGAGAGGGACAAGUUCGCCUUGAAUCUAUCAAAACGGCGAACUUGCAAACCGUCACAGCAGGAACCGGCGACCCAUUGGCCAACCUUAUGUCUGACUCCUGAUCAGAGGGCUCGUCAAGAAGCCUCGCUGGGAUAAAGAUGUGCUUGAAGUGACAGAACCCGAAGGUCCGAGGGACGAUCGGCAGCGCUACCUCUCAGCAGCAAACCGAGUCACGUUCAAUGCAACCGUCGACGGAACCAAACCAUGCUCACAAAGCAAUGCAGUGAUGAAGUGAGCAGGCGUGAC